AUGCUGUUAGAGGCGCCGCAGUUGUUGCGUCUUCCAGCAGCGCCAUUGACUUCUUCUGCUGCUGUUGCUGCAACGACACCGGCACAGGCCGAGAUGCAGCAGCAGCCGGCAGCAGCACCGUUGCCCCUGCCGCCCGCAGAGUGGACACGGGGAAUGGCAACCGCAACGGCGGCCACGCCGACUAGGCACAUCUCCGCACAUGCGGACGUGCAGCAACUUCGCCGCUCCAUCGCAGUACAGACGAAAAGAGAGGGGGAAACGCGAGGAACAUCACCACCGCCACCGACACAACGCGUCGACAGAGGAAUCAAUACGGAGUUUACCGGCGGCGAGUGGGAGGGACAGCAGCAGACUUUGUGCCAGCAGACAAGGCUUUUGCAGGAGCAGGCGCAGCGUGUAGAGGCCCUCACUGCACAGAGAACGGCGAUGGAGGACGCACUCGCUGCGGUGCACGAGAAGCUGCAGCAACAGCAGCACGACACACAGACGGCCAUCACGCUGCACAUAACGACAUGUCGCAACAGCAGCUUCAGCGAGUUGGGGCAGACGGAGGAGGUGUGUAGGCGCCAGCUGCAAGCCCAUGAAUCCGAUGCGCGGUCGAUGCUCAGUGCGCUUCAGCAGUCGUGUGCCCGUGCGGUGGUGGCGGCGCAGAAGACCUGCGACAAAGAGGCACAGUUGCUGCAUGGCACACAGGCGCUUCACCAGCUACAGGAGUGUGUCCGGCGCCACUUUCUCCUUGACGAGGCGCGUCGCCGCGGUGAUGUGCGCGAGGAGGAGCAGCGCUAUAGACUCGUCCUCUGGCGUCUCUUUGUUGUCGCAGAGGAGGGCAAGCGUCAGUCGUUGUGCGCUGCUGCUGUUGUUGCGCAAGCAGAAGAGGCGAAAGACGCGGCGCUUGCUGCACAGCAUUCAGCGGAGCAGCAGCUACGCGAAGCACUGCAGCGUGAAAAGGAGUUGCGGCUGCAGUACCUGCAUGUGCUGCGCCUUCCCACUACUACAGUGGUAUCGAUCAACCCAAAGGCCGACGGUACUGCUGUCGAUGCCGUUAAUAACAGAGAUGAUGACAUGCCUGUUCACGUGCGAUUUGCACGUGCACACAGAGAGGCGGUUGAUGCUAUGAAUGCGCAACGUAUUCAUGUGCUGGGGCGCACACGUAUCUUUUAA
Trypanosoma grayi is the source of this 1161-nucleotide messenger RNA. RefSeq lists its product as hypothetical. The coding region runs from base 1 to 1161 and encodes 386 amino acids. The record is from RefSeq and is a predicted model, not a curated record. Lineage: Eukaryota; Euglenozoa; Kinetoplastea; Trypanosomatida; Trypanosomatidae. The transcript has a single exon.